Molecule: messenger RNA, 552 nt
Organism: Linum trigynum
Lineage: Eukaryota; Viridiplantae; Streptophyta; Magnoliopsida; Malpighiales; Linaceae
Source: the annotation of a GenBank genome assembly
AUGAAGGAGCAGCUGAGUGUACUCGUCACUUUUGUUGGCUGUGUAAAACGGCCAGGAGGGGUACUACGGAUGAGCUAUGCCAAGGAAGCAGGUUGGUCUCACUUUCUUCAUUGGGAAUGGAAAUGGCAGCCGAGGGAUGCAGGGAGAAGGCCACUGGAUGAUGGUGGGAUUAUUGUUAUUGUAAUUAUGAAAUGGAAGGCAUAUGGGGUAAAAGAAGAGUUGUUAGGUGGUUAUGCUUAUGGGGAGUUUGUCUACUGGAGAAAGUUUGCAUGGGAGGAAUUGAUGACUAUGAGAAUCAUGGAGGGAAGGUGGGGAAGGAAGAUUGAAGGGCACGAGAUCCGUGGCCAUUGGGAGGGAACGAAGCUGGACUCCAUUUUCUUGGCACUGGCAAUGAGGAAGGGAUGGAAGUGUGGAAUAAUUGGGAAAAUAUUGGAGGAGCGCCAUCUGAUUGUAAUUAACGUGAGAGAGGGAAGAAGUGUUAUGCGAGGAGUGAGGGAAGACUUGAUACGGAGUCGAGCUUCAAACUGGGGCAGAAGAGCAACAAGGGAGUAA